This is a messenger RNA of Spodoptera frugiperda (fall armyworm), 1712 nucleotides long. Its product is annotated as dynein regulatory complex protein 9. Gene Ontology annotation, molecular function: protein binding. Gene Ontology annotation, cellular component: cytoplasm; motile cilium. Lineage: Eukaryota; Metazoa; Arthropoda; Insecta; Lepidoptera; Noctuidae. The record is from RefSeq and is a predicted model, not a curated record. The coding region runs from base 174 to 1361 and encodes 395 amino acids. Gene Ontology annotation, biological process: cilium organization. The transcript is spliced from 9 exons.
CGUCAAAGUGACAUACCGUUUCGUAACGGUCAUAACCUUUGAAAUGAUUUUGUAUUUUACAAAUAUCUUGAAUUUGUUUAGACUUUUUACAAAAGUUUGUAUGAGAUCGAUAUAUUUUUUUGCAUAAAUAUAUAUUUAAAUGUUAUUGGUAUAUAAAACAUUUUGAGGCUAUCAUGACUACUACUACUACUCCUCGCAAACGAAAGGGAAGUGAUGACGAUGAGCAUGCUGGUAACAUGUUUAUCAAGAAAAUUCCUGGCAGGCAGAUACAAAAGAACAUCGAAAGUGAUGACAGCACCAAACUCUCUGGGCUUUAUAAACAGGAGCCUAUCUACUGUCUUCCAUAUUAUCAAGCUACAAUGUUUGCCUGUGCAAUAGAAGAUUGUUUAGCACAAGUGCGAAUAUUGGCUGAAUGCAAUAACCAGUUACGUUUAUUAAAAACGAUGGCUGACAUCGGUAUUCUGCGAGCGAAGAAAUAUCAAAUAAAAACUGUCGAAAAUAGGGAGGAUCUGACCAGGAUCAACACCAAAGAUCUGGGAAGUAUGCAGUACAAGUUGGACAAACUUGUUGCUGACAGAUUAUACUUUCAAGAAGUACUGGAGGAAACAUACCAAGAGUUGGCACAAUACAGAUGUUUCAGUGUGCUAAUUAGUUGCAACAAGGAAGUAGAAGAACGAGAAGUAUACAGAAUGUGGCUCACUGAAGAAGAAGCCAAAAACAAAGUCUCUCGACGUGAACUGAUGAAGCAACUAAGACUACAGCGAAUUCAUAUUAAAACGGUCGCUUACGACACAGAUGUCGUUAUAGAACAACUUAAGAGUAAAAUUGAAGACGCAGCAUUGAAUUCAGAGAUAAGAGAAAGGUACGUUACCAACUGGCAAUGCGCACGCACUGAACAGCACACACAAAGAAUUGAAGAUACAGAGUCGGGGCCUUCUACUGCUAUAGCCUACUUCCGAAACAGAAGCGAUCAAGAACAGAGAGUGCACGCAGAAAUAGACCUGCUCGUGAAUAUUUUUAUCAAUGAGACUCUGACACAGGUGGAAAAUUGGAUGAACAAGUAUGACACGGAUAUGGAAGCAAUAGACUUAAAAAUCACUAUAAUGAAGAACAAGUAUCAAGAUGAAGUCGCCAGGAGAAAGGGCAUGGAGGAAGAUCUGGCUCACCACGAUGUUCAAAUGACACAAUGGAACGACUUCAAAGACGCCCGUGAGAAGGCUCGGCUGUACAGGAAGAAGAUGACUGAGUCUGCCAUUAUUGUCCAAGCGUGGUGGAGAGGUCUACUCGUGCGACUUGAAAUGGGCCCGUACAGGCCCAAGAAGAAGCCGGGCUUCAGGCCAGACAAAGGAAAAAAGAAAUAAUAAUUAUAUCGCUUAUGUAUCUAUCUAUUCAUUACUAAACUUGCGUUUUUUUUGGACCUCCCUACAUUAAUUCAAAUAUUUUAUAGCUCUAUACUUACAACUAACAACUUUUCCGAACGUCUGAGUGAUUGUUUAAAAAAAUCGAUAAAACUAUCGAUAUAGCAUAUUGCCAUUUGGCAUCCCUAUUAGUAUAAUGGCGUUUUAAUUUUCAUUUACUUUAUUAUAAUGUUGUUAAAUAUUUACUAGGUACUUAUUAUUUAUUUUUUAAUUUAUUUAUGUUAUAGUUUUGUUAAUUUAAAUAUAAUUUUUAAUUAUUUUUAGUUCAAUUGAGAUAUUAAACGUAUUACCUAA